Molecule: messenger RNA, 550 nt
Organism: Cucurbita maxima (winter squash)
Lineage: Eukaryota; Viridiplantae; Streptophyta; Magnoliopsida; Cucurbitales; Cucurbitaceae
Product: glutaredoxin-C9-like
Exons: 1
Coding region: 79-474 (131 amino acids)
Source: RefSeq, a predicted model, not a curated record
AUUUAAAUCCCCACGAGGCCACCAUAGAAAGCCCAGUAAUUCAAGAAUUUCUCUCUCUAUCUCUAGAAAUUGGGCGCCAUGAACCAAGCAAUUCCUUACAGAUCAAUUGGCACAAAACAGAGCCGAGUGAGCGUGGCAUUUCGGGGCAGUGGAUCAUGGCGCGAUGUGAGCGCGUCCGUGUCGGAAAGUGCGGCGAUAGUGUUUGCUAGAAGAGGGUGUUGUAUGAGCCAUGUGGUGAAGCGGCUGCUUCUUGGACUUGGAGCGAAUCCGGCGGUGUAUGAGGUGGAGGAAGACGAAGAAUCCGGCGUGGUGGAGGAAUUGGAGGCAAUCGCGCAACUGGGGAACGGGAAGGUAGAGUUGCCGGCGGUGUUUAUUGGGGGGGCCCUGUUUGGAGGGCUGGAAAGAGUGAUGGCUACGCAUAUUUCUGGGGAUUUGGUUCCUAUUUUGAAACAAGCCGGCGCUUUGUGGCUUUGAAUUAUUCCCUUCCCUUCCCUUCCCUUCCCUUCCCUUCCCUUAUUCUCUAUCAAUCUUUCACCAUUUUCUUGCUCAA